This is a messenger RNA of Engraulis encrasicolus (European anchovy), 2503 nucleotides long. Its product is annotated as oocyte zinc finger protein XlCOF6-like. Gene Ontology annotation, cellular component: nucleus. Gene Ontology annotation, biological process: regulation of transcription by RNA polymerase II. The transcript is spliced from 3 exons. Lineage: Eukaryota; Metazoa; Chordata; Actinopteri; Clupeiformes; Engraulidae. Gene Ontology annotation, molecular function: DNA-binding transcription factor activity, RNA polymerase II-specific; RNA polymerase II cis-regulatory region sequence-specific DNA binding. The record is from RefSeq and is a predicted model, not a curated record. The coding region runs from base 251 to 2503 and encodes 750 amino acids.
UAUACAAGAUGGCCACGUUUUGGUCCUUCGUCACUUCCUUCCUUACACUCAAGGAAGGAAAUCAAAACAAACACAACCGAAAAGUGUUGGAACACGUGUAGACUACAUUUCCAUUGUUUGUGAUACAGAAAGCGUAUUUAAAGACCCGUCGCUUUACAGUCAUAUUUCUUCAGACGACAAAAAAAACCCUGACUGCUUUUUUGGAUACGUCGAAAAAGUGGAGUUUCAAGGUCUGUAGAACACUUCUUAGAUGCCCUCUGCAGAAGUCAGCUGUCCACUUCAGAUGAUGAGGAACAUCAAAGAAGAGACGGAGGAGUUCAGAUUAGCUGAUUCUCCUGAACAACUGAACAUAAAAGAAGAGAGAGAAGAAUUCCCUGGUUUUUCCUCCCAGCUGAACAUGAAAGAAGAGACAGAGGAGUUCAGAUUAGCUGAUUCUCCUGAACAACAGAACAUAAAAGAAGAGAGAGAAGACUUCCCUGGUUCUCCAUCCCAGCUGAACAUGAAAGAAGAGAGAGAAGAGUUUCCUGCUUCUACAGAACAGCUGAAUGCAAAGGAAGGAAGAGAAGAGUUCCCUGAUUCUUCAUCCCAGUUGAACAUAAAAGAAGAGACAGAGCAGUUCCCUGGUUCUCCACCUCAGCUGAGGAGCGUAAAAGAGGACAGAGAGGAGACCCUGCGUUCUCUGUACAGUCUGAGGAGCGUAUCUGUAGUGCUGGUGGACUGCUGUAGACCACAAGGACGGCAGGAGAACGAUGAAGAGAAUCACAGAGAUGCCGAGCCAAGGAAGAGAUCUGGGCACCUGCUACUCUGCAGUUCCAGCGGAGCGGAGUUUAGUGGAAAAACACAUUCUGCUGCCUUCACUACACAGAGGCCGUACCCUUGCAGCCAGUGUGACAAGAGCUUUAAGAGAAAAUAUAAGCUCCAAAGGCACCAGCGUGUUCACACAGGGGAGAAACCAUUUUCAUGCACUGACUGUGGAAAAACUUUCUCACUUUCUUCUAACCUCCACAGACAUCGGCGCUUUCACACGGGAGAGAAGCCGUACGCUUGCAGCCAGUGUGACAAGAGCUUUAAGAGAAAAGAACAUCUCCAGAAUCACCAGCCUGUUCACACAGGGGAGAAACCAUUUUCAUGCACUGACUGUGGAAAGAGUUUCACACAUUCCUCUGCCCUCCACACACAUAAUCGUAUUCAUACUGGAGAGAGGACGCAUUCUUGCAAUCAGUCUGAAAAGAUCUUUAGGACAAAACAAAAUCUCAGAAACCACCACCGUGUUCACACAGAGGAGAAAACAUCUUCAUGCUUAGACUGUGAAAAGACUUUCUCAACGGCUACUAAACUCCAGCUGCAUCGCCGCAUUCACACAGGAGAGAAGCCGUACGCUUGCAGCCAGUGUUACAAGAGCUUUAAGAGAAAAGAUGAUCUCCAAAUCCACCAGCGUUUUCACACAGGGGAGAAACCAUUUUCAUGCACUGACUGUGGAAAGAGUUACUUCCGGUCUUCUCACCUCAACACACAUCGCCUUAUUCACACUGGAGAAAAGCCAUAUGUUUGCAGCCAGUGUGACAAGAGCUUUAAGACAAAAAGAGAGCUCCAAAUCCACCAGUCUGUUCACACAGGGGAGAAACCAUUUUUAUGCACGCACUGUGGAAAGAAUUUCUCAACGGCUACUAAACUCCAGCUGCAUCGCCGCAUUCACACUGGAGUGAAGCCGUACGCUUGCAGCCAGUGUGACAAGAGCUUUAAGACAAAACAGGUGCUCAAAACCCACCAGCGUCUUUACACAGGGGAGAAACCAUUUUCAUGCACUGACUGUGGAAAGAGUUUCUUGCAGUCUUCUCACCUCAACACACAUCGCCUUAUUCACACUGGAGAAAAGCCAUAUGUUUGCAGCCAGUGUGACAAGAGCUUUAAGACAAAAAGAGAGCUCCAAAUCCACCAGUCUGUUCACACAGGGGAGAAACCAUUUUUAUGCACGCACUGUGGAAAGAAUUUCUCACGGUAUACUACCCUCCAUGCACAUCGUCGCAUUCACACUGGAGAGAGACCGUACGCUUGCAGUCAGUGUGACAAGAGCUUUAAGUCAAAAGCAGAGCUCCGAAGACACCAGCGUGUUCACACAGGGGAGAAACCAUUUUCGUGCACUGACUGUGGAAAGAGUUUCUCACAGUCUUCUCACCUCCACACACAUUGUCGCAUUCACACUGGAGAAAGGCCGUACGCUUGCAGUCAGUGUGACAAGAGCUUUAAGUCAAAAACAGAGCUCAAAAUGCACCAACGCGUUCACACAGGGGAGAAGCCAUUUUCAUGCAUAGAUUGUGGAAAGAGUUUUUUGUCAUCUUCUAAACUCCACAAACAUCGUCGCAUUCACACUGGAGAGAAGCCGUACGCUUGCAGUCAGUGUGACAAGAGCUUUAAGUCAAAACACCAGCUCCAAAUGCACUGGUCAGCCUGUUCACACAGGGGAGAAACCUGUCUUUUAACCUUACAAGAUACACUUGAUUGA